CGCUCACGGGUUGCGUUGCACAAAAGAGGGGGUUGUGGAACAAGACAAGGCAACAAAUCGCACAACAAAAGGAAGUGGGCUUGUACGCACUGAAUAUUUAUGUUUUAUGUAACCCCUGGAUUUUACCAAGAAAUACUCUUUUCUUUUGUUUUGUUUGGCUCGGGAGAGACGGCUGAAGUAGUCGCGGUGAAUAUGGAGUAAACAAACCAAGAGCAGUUUGGACUGAAUCCACACAAGAGGCCUUCCCGGGGCCCCUUGGGGCCCAGGAAGAAGAUGCAUCGUGGUGGGGAUAAAGACCUGCAAAUAUCAGCAAGAAAGAUGGGCACGUCCUUGCUUUUCCAGCUGUCGGCUCAUGAAAGAGAGCUGGAUUUGGUUUUUUUGGACCACAGCUAUGCCAAACCAUGGAAUGCUCAUCCAGAUGCCAGUAGUGCCCGGCCCACAAGGGCGCUCUUUGUUACCCCUCGUCGCCAGCCUGAAGCCUUAUCAGAUUCUGACUCUGUAAUAGACGUGGAAUCGGUCACACCAACUCCUGUUCCUCUCUACGAUAACCAAAAGGCUCUUAGCGUGAUGAAAGAGUGUGAGCGACAUGUCCUGUUUGCUCGCACAGUUGCAGAGAGUCCCCCGCCACCUGAUGACUGGGAGGAACAUAUAAACAAGACUGGGUGGUCACUGGCCCAGAACAAGUUGUUCAACAAAGUCCUCAAAGCUCUACAAGCUGAAAGAUUAGCCCGUCUAGCCAAUGAAAAUGCUUCAAAUGAGCCAAUUUUGCGAAGGGUAGCUGUGGACAAGUGUGCCAGAAAGGUGCGGCAUGCACUGGCCAGUGUGAACUGGGACACCAAACUGACACAGUGGCUACACACAACCAUGAUUGAAUCUUUAAGCCUUGCCAUGCUUGCGGCUUAUUUGGAUGUGCUGCAGACUCUCAAAAGCAAGUUGCCCUCGCUGAUCGACAGAAUGUUAUUACCAUCAUCAAAGAGCGGAGCUCCAAGUGCAGAGGCUCUGUCGCUGCUACUGAAGCGGCCUUGGGACCCAGCCGUGGGCGUUCUGUCUCAAAACAAACCGUGUAAGCUUCCUGGAUCUCCACUUAUCCUUAUUUCACCAUCAAGCCCAACCAAUCCUGCCCUUUGUACCUCACGGCGAAUGAGAUUCUGGCAGUCUCAGCUCUCGUGUCUGGGAAAGGUUAUCCCAGUGCACACUCAUGUGAGCAGUGGGGCCAAUAUCGGUGUCACCCAGUGUCUUGAGCACAUGUUGGGUACCGUCAGGGCAAAGGUCAUGGAGGUUCACAGUCAUUUUCCUCACAAACCCAUUAUCUUGGUUGGCUGGAACACUGGUGCGCUCAUCGCUUGUCAUGUAUCCCUUAUGGAGUAUCUGACUGCUGUGGUGUGUCUCGGUUUCCCCCUGCUAACAGUCAAUGGGCCUAGAGGGGAUGUGGACGACCCUCUGCUGGAUAUGAAGACCCCGGUGUUGUUUGUGGUCGGCCAAAAUGCUCUCCAGUGUAACACAGAAUGCAUGGAGGAGUUCAGGGAGAAGCUGAGGGCGGACAACAGCAUGGUGCUGGUUGGAGGAGCCGAUGACAACCUCAAAAUCCAUUCAGCAAAGAUGAAAUCAGAAGGACUGACUCAGACCAUGGUGGAUCGCUGCAUUCAGGAUGAGAUCUCUGACUUCUUGUCAGGGGUCCUUACACGGGCAGAGGGCCACGGUCACAGUUCAGGGGAGAUGAGGGACUUGGACACAGAGAAGAAGAAAAGGCCUCGACGGGAGCUUCCCUUUGACAUGGAGAGAGGACGGCCUUCCUCCCCUGCACUGAGAGUUCCCAUCUCACCGUCCGGUUCAGAGGAUCUGUCCAGUGUCUGUAGCAGUCCCACGUCAAGUCCCAAACCCAAGACAUCUGGUCUGUCUCCAGCACAGAAGUCCAGUCUGAUCACGGCGACGCAGCUCCUCAAGACACACAUGCAGCGCUCUGGCACAGUGCUCACCCACAGGCAGGCUCAAGCUCAGUUUGCUGCUUUUAUGAAACAAAACAUGCUUGUGAGGAAAAAUCUUCCUCCUGGCACCCCUCCUUGUAUUUUUGUGCCAGUAACCAGUGAUCACAUGGAGGGCCUUGACAGAGAUGAACUGCGGCCCCAUGGCAAGAAGAGGCAGACGCCUAGUCCCACACCAAACAAAGCUUCCAAGAGAGCAAAGAUCAAGGUCACCAUUGUUUCCCAAAGCGAGUCAGCAGGGGGCGCUGCCAGCCCUGCUGCACAUGAAGUGGGUAUCUCUGGGAAGCCCUUAACAGUGACCGUGGGACAGACUGUGGCUGGUGCAAGGGAGCUCUCUGGACUUCUUACUGGGCAGCGGUCUGGUAGUCUCUCAGAGGUGUCUGGUGCCCUGUCCCCAGGCUCCAGCUCAUUCAGCAGCGGGCAGCCUUGCAUGGUGUCAGGGUCCUCCACACCAGUCCAGGUGCAAGCUCCAGCCACUGCCCAAGCGCCUUCCGCCAGCAGUCUACUACAAGGCCUAAGCUUCAGUCUUCAGGAGAUCGUCACCAAAGCUCCUAACUUGCCCUCUACAGCAGCCAACACAGGAAGCACCCAGGCGGUUUGUGGUAAGCCCCAGGGUCCGGUCCUGAGCUCUGCCGGUACCAGCAGCAGCACUCUGCUCCGGGCGGUGCCUGUGGUCACCACAGGGGGAGUGGCUAAAACCACUGCCAUACACCAGCUGCUCACCAAUGGUGGACUGGCCAAACUUGCUAGCAGCUUGCCUGGUUUGGCACACAUCACCAAUCAGACCACUGGAGGCCAGAAAGCCCCCACUUCUAUAACGGUGACUCUUCGAGGAGCACAGCCGGGUAGAUCUCUUAGCCAGGCUGUUGAGACUGUGACACCCGCUCGUGCCCAAGAGCCCAAGCAGUGAAAAUCUUCGCUCGCUCUUUCUCUGUGGCGCAACACCUGACUUAAGAUGGAGCCAAGCGCAUCUGGGAGUCAUCUCUGUGAGAUGACUGAGAGUCCUGCUAUGGUGAACACACCGCUCUACAGCAUGCAGAAACCUGCCUCACGUCAUCCAGAGGUCCCCCCUGUCAAGAUGGUGGGAAAAGGCCGGGCAGUCGCUGUGGCCGAGUCGUCACAACGUCCAGUUUCGGUUAAGAAGCAGCCAACACUGCACUGGUGGCAGCAGCAUGCAUCCAUUUGUGCUUUCCAUUUAACAAGUGAAUUCUCACAAUAACAUUUACAACACGGUCAAAUGUUGUCCUCGAUUAAAGAAAUUAAAUGCCUGGACUCUUGUAAAGCCCACAAAAGGGCAACUGUAAGUGCUGACCAUAAGCUGGCAUCUCAGCUGAAAUAACGGCUGAUGUGUUUUGCUCUUUAUCUCUGCUAUAAUAUCUCGUGUCGAUCUGCGUGUGGGUGUCAGCUGGACAUUUCUGAACGUCCCAAUAUUUGUGAAAUAGCUACAUUUGAAUGUUUGUCAUGGUUUUGAUUUAGUGAUUAACACUCAUUUGCAUCAUUAUAGUAUCAUCGUGGUCAUUUCUUUUUGUGAAUCAGCUUUCUUUCACCAUUAUGUACUACUUCCCCAAAUGACACACUUAAACAAGGGAGAACUCAUUCCAGAGCUCGUUAGAUCAGUCAGCAUUGGUCAUACCCAUGUGGUCGAGGAAGCUAUAGUCUAUUGUCAGAGAUGCAGCUGUGCAAGUGUGAGUUUGAAUCGGGCAUUGGUCAUAAAGCUCCUAUACAUAAACACAAAUGGACGGCUUUUGUUUCCUAUGUAAGCUGAUGCUCCAUAGUCCAAGCACUCUAUAGGGGAAUGCAUCCCAUCUGCACUGUGUCAACACUUCACUAUAUGGACUUUUUGUUUGAAAUAAACAGACCCUGGCUUCA
Mugil cephalus (flathead mullet) is the source of this 3851-nucleotide messenger RNA. RefSeq names its product KAT8 regulatory NSL complex subunit 3 (gene kansl3). Gene Ontology annotation, biological process: positive regulation of transcription by RNA polymerase II. The coding region runs from base 274 to 2892 and encodes 872 amino acids. The transcript has 22 exons. Gene Ontology annotation, cellular component: NSL complex. Lineage: Eukaryota; Metazoa; Chordata; Actinopteri; Mugiliformes; Mugilidae. The record is from RefSeq and is a predicted model, not a curated record.